AUGGGUGAAACGGUGCUUGUUAAUCCAUCUGCGUCUGCGUCUGCGUCGACGAAUCACUCGGCGGCUGAUAUUCCGGCUCCGGUGCUUCUGUCUGAUUCGGCGGCGAUGCUCACGUGGUUUCGCGGCGAGUUUGCGGCGGCCAACGCCAUAAUCGAUGCUCUUUGCGGACACAUUAUGGAAGGGAGCGGGUCGGAGGAGUACUCGGCGGUGAUGGCAGCCAUCCAUCGGCGGCGAAUGAACUGGAUACCGGUGCUUCAGAUGCAGAAAUACCAUUCUAUCUCUCAAGUCACGCUCGAGCUCCGAGCCGCCACCACCGCCAAGACCAGCCUCCUCCACAAACAACAUAAUGAUGCUCUUCUCGACGACGAUUCUCCCACCAGCGAUAUCACAGAUUCCGGAUCUCGAGAAGAAGAAGGCGUGGUGGAGGAAACCAUGACUAUACACGAGGACGAAUCUUGCGAACCUCCUCCGGCUUCACUGCUCAUCAAGCAUCAGUCAAAGCGCUUUUCGGCUAAGGAACAUGUUCGAGGACAUACGUCCAAUGUUGUCAAAGGCCUUAAACUCUACGAAGACGUCUUCACUCCAACUCAACUCUCCAAGCUUCUCCAUUCUGUCAAUGAGCUCCGAGAGGCUGGUCGGAAUCACCAACUCUCAGGGGAGACAUUUGUUCUGUUCAACAAGAACACCAAAGGCACUAAAAGAGAGCUUAUUCAGCUUGGAAUUCCUAUUUUCGGCAAUGAACACUCUGUGGCACCUAUCCCGAGUCUUGUUCAAAGCGUGAUCGAUCAACUUCUUCAAUGGCGUCUGAUUCCUGAAUACAAACGACCCAAUGGCUGUGUCAUCAACUUCUUCGACGAGGAUGAACACUCCCAACCAUUCCAGAAACCACCUCACGUGGAUCAACCCAUAUCCACUCUUGUUUUGUCUGAAUCAACCAUGGUGUUUGGACAUCGACUCGGGGUCGAUAAUAAUGGCAACUUCAGAGGCUCACUCACUCUGCCACUCAAGCAAGGGUCGUUGCUGGUGAUGAGAGGUAACAGCGCGGAUAUGGCUAGGCACGUAAUGUGCCCAUCGCCCAACAAAAGAGUCGCAAUCACCUUCUUCAAACUCAAACAGGACUCCGGUAAGGUUCAGCCUCCACCAACCACGAACCCCGUCACUCUAUGGCGACCAGGCACCCCAUAUGGCAUGGUCAGAGCUCCAUUGGUGAUGCUAGCUCCGCCUCCCAAGAGGCUAGACGCCGGCACUGGAGUUUUCUUGCCGUGGACACCACCAGUGUCAAGAAAACCAGCCAAACAUCUUCCCCCGCGUGUCCAGAGGCUGCGUCUCCUAUCAUCGAAGUCAAUGGCAGAAUGUGAAACCUCGCCGCCGGAGAUUGGAGUGAGCUGA
Molecule: messenger RNA, 1389 nt
Organism: Arabis nemorensis
Lineage: Eukaryota; Viridiplantae; Streptophyta; Magnoliopsida; Brassicales; Brassicaceae
Source: the annotation of a GenBank genome assembly